AUGAUUCCCUACCGCCUCAUAACAGCUGUCGCUUUAGGCGGCGCCUACCUUCUUUCCUCUGGGAGAAUCCCACAAUGGACACCGUUCGGUUUCCUCCCUACCUUUGUAGCCUUGUGGGCAGUACAGAGCCUAGCCUAUGCUUUCUGGGCCGUGAUCCUCUACCCAAAGUUUUUCUCCCCGCUUCGCGGCUUGCCUGAACCGAGCGGCAACUCAUGGUUCAUGGGCCAGUUUGGGAAAAUCAGAGCGUCCCCUACAGGAGUCCCCAUGCUCGAGUGGAUCAACUCGGUCCCGAACGAUGGCCUUAUCCGGUACCUGAGUUUGUUCAACCAGGAGAAACUCUUUAUGACCUCGCCCAAGGCCCUUGCCGAGGUGCUCGUUACCAAGAGCUAUGAUUUUGUUCGCCCAGGCCCGGUCCGAUUUGUAUUGGGCCGCAUCUUGGGUGACAGCCUGCUCAUUGCCGAGGGAGACGUACACAAGAUGCAGAGGAGGAAUCUGCUUCCGGCUUUUGCCUUCCGCCAUAUCAAAGACCUUUACCCCGUCUUCUGGACCAAGGCCCGCGAGGGUGUGCAAGCCAUGACCGAAGAAAUAUUGAAGGGUGCUGCGUUGAAUGGCCAACCCGGCGGGCGCUCAGGCGUGAUUGAAGCGUCGAGCUGGGCAUCGCGAAUCACCCUCGACAUUAUUGGCGUGGCCGGCCUGGGUCGUGAUUUCAAUGCUAUCAAGGACCCUGGAAAUCCUCUGACGGAAGCAUAUGCCCGUCUCUUCAAGCCGAGCCGCCAGGCGCGCACCCUCCAGCUGCUCGGCCUGAUCACCCACCCAAGGCUCGUCGCGCUGCUACCGGUCAAGCGCAACGGCGACAUCGACGCGUCCGCUCACCACAUCCGGGCCGUGUGCGCCAAUAUCAUCCAAGAAAAGAAACAGAAGCUAGCGGAGAAGGAACGGACUGACGUGGAUAUCUUGUCCCUCAUGACUUUCCUUGCCGCCGGCCACGAGACCACCGCCUCAUCCAUGACCUGGGCCAUCUACCUCCUGGCCAAACAUCCCGAGGUGCAGAGGCGGCUACGUGCCGAGGUUCGUGAGCACCUACCCCCACCAUCGGGCGCCGACGACGCAGCUUCCAGCAUCUCCAGCGUCGACAUCGACAAGAUGCCCUACCUCAACGCUGUCUGCAACGAAGUCCUACGCUACUACGGGCCCGUCCCCCUGACCCCGCGCGUCGCCGCGCGCGACACUACCAUCCUCGGCCAGCGCGUGCCCAAGGGUACCCAGGUCGUUCUGGUGCCCUGGGCUAUCAACAAGUCUGAAGCAAUGUGGGGUGCCGACGCGCUCGUUUUCAACCCCGACCGCUGGAUGCCCGGGCCUGACGACGCCGACCGCCGUGCGGCCGCUAGUGGUGGCGCUACGAGCAACUAUGCCUUCAUGACCUUCCUGCACGGCCCCCGCAGUUGCAUCGGCAUGUCGUUUGCUAAGGCCGAGUUUGCGUGUCUGCUGGCGUCGUGGAUCGGGAGGUUCGAGGUGGAGCUGCAUAAUAAGGAGGAGUUGGACGAGUCCAGGAUUGAGAUCAAGGGUGGCGUUACCGCGCGGCCGGCUCACGGGAUGUAUGUUAAAGCGACGGUGGUCGAGGGGUGGUGA
This is a messenger RNA of Dichotomopilus funicola, 1629 nucleotides long. RefSeq names its product cytochrome P450. NCBI's taxonomy places the organism in Eukaryota, Fungi, Ascomycota, Sordariomycetes, Sordariales, Chaetomiaceae. The transcript has 3 exons. The record is from RefSeq and is a predicted model, not a curated record. Gene Ontology annotation, molecular function: monooxygenase activity; oxidoreductase activity, acting on paired donors, with incorporation or reduction of molecular oxygen; heme binding. Bases 1 to 1629 code for a protein of 542 amino acids.